AUGUCUUCCGACCAGAACCGGAGAUGGGUUUACCUUUGGCCCAUAGCUUAUCGCCAGGAAGAGAGACAAACCCUCGAGGUCAGCGUCCACACCCUUCAUCCUAAGAGGCGUAACUGGUGGUACUCUGAGUCCCAUGGCCAAACUACUUCCAUCGUUAUAUACACAGAUAUCGAAGGGAGAGAGUGCACUAUAAUUCCAAUACCAAUACGGCGCAGCACUUGUAACCCCCGGGAGUUGACCUUCCUGCGACCGAUCUCCAGAUGGCUCCAGGUCUGCACCCAGGACCACAGCGGCUGCUGGAGCGAAGGAGUGCCGUUACCUGCUCGAGUCCUCGACGUGAGCGUCGCCACUGACUCAGACGACCGUGUCAGCCUUUACGCUUCAAGAGGCGAAACAGGCGUAUAUGCGUCUCUUUCAUACUGCUGGGGCGAUGCUUUACCGCUACGGACGACUCAAAGCACAUACCGCGAUCGGCAAAACGGCAUAUCGUUCCACCAGCUGCCUAGAACCCUGCAGGACGCUGUCACAGUAACUCGGGCGUUGGGGAUCAAGUAUUUGUGGAUCGACGCCCUCUGCAUUGUUCAGGACAGUCAGGAGGACUGGGAAAUCCAGUCCAGCAACAUGGCCGCCAUCUACAAAAAUGCUUAUGUUGUCAUUGCCGCCGAUAUCGCCAAGGACUGCAAUAGCGGGUUUUUGCCCCGGAAAUCACAGCAAACAUCAGAGCGGGUCCUUGCCAAAGUCGCCUCGUCGAGCGACGACUCAGAGUGUGUCAUUUAUGGGCGAGUGCUACGAAAACACGGAGGAGCGGAGAGCUCUUCCGGAGGCUUCUCGGCGGAGUCUAUUCGACCGCUCGGUGAAAGAGCUUGGACUCUCCAAGAGGAGGUGUUAGCAUCAAGAAUCAUUCACUUCGCUCAUGACGAACUGUACUGGGAAUGCCAGUCCGACUCUCUCUGCGAAUGUAUGGAUAUGGAUCAGGAUAAAACGACAUUUUCUCCGGCCUCUUGGAGUCCCAGGGCGGUUUUCAGCCGCUGUCGAGACUCCAAAAACGCCAAAGAAACAUUUUCGUCCUGGACUAGACUGGUUCAGAACUACAGGAGGAGGAACAUUACGAAAAGGAUGGACCGUCUUCCCGCAUUAUCUGGCAUCGUGAAAGAGAUCUCCGACGCCGGAGAACAUGGGCGAUAUCUUGCCGGUCUGUGGAGCGCGCACUUGCCCGAGGCACUGCUGUGGGGGGCUCGAGCUUCCUAUGCGCGACGAGUCUUUCCUUAUAGAGCUCCUUCGUGGUCUUGGGCUUGCCUGGAAAAGUCUCCCGGUUACGACGAAUCCGAUUUCAUAAUCGACUAUGGCACUACACUGGAAAAGGUUUACACAACCAUACUCGAAACGGAGUGUACACCGAGCGGAAAAGACCCCUUCGGCACAGUUUCAGGGGGGCAAAUUAGGCUUACUGCGCCGCUACUCGAGGUCUAA
Chaetomium strumarium is the source of this 1470-nucleotide messenger RNA. RefSeq names its product heterokaryon incompatibility protein-domain-containing protein. The transcript has a single exon. The record is from RefSeq and is a predicted model, not a curated record. The coding region runs from base 1 to 1470 and encodes 489 amino acids. NCBI's taxonomy places the organism in Eukaryota, Fungi, Ascomycota, Sordariomycetes, Sordariales, Chaetomiaceae.